Bolinopsis microptera is the source of this 4425-nucleotide messenger RNA. RefSeq names its product amiloride-sensitive sodium channel subunit alpha-like. Gene Ontology annotation, biological process: sodium ion transmembrane transport. Gene Ontology annotation, cellular component: plasma membrane. The record is from RefSeq and is a predicted model, not a curated record. NCBI's taxonomy places the organism in Eukaryota, Metazoa, Ctenophora, Tentaculata, Lobata, Bolinopsidae. Gene Ontology annotation, molecular function: ligand-gated sodium channel activity. The transcript is spliced from 2 exons. The coding region runs from base 1870 to 3657 and encodes 595 amino acids.
GUAGAGUUAUAGGGUUGUACGUUUGACGAAGGACGUUUUAGAAACGAGUUUCCCUCACUACACGUCAUUACACACUAGACGUCAUUACACACAUUCCCCACCAAACACGUACCAUUGUAUACAGUUGUAAAUAUAUGAAUGAGUUUAACGUCCCAAUCUGUUUCCGGCAUCUUCCUAUGUUGUUCGCUUUGCAGGACUAAUGCCUAGUGCCUACUUGUGCUAUACUCACUUGGGCCCUAGCUUUUGUUAACUUUAUCGUUUGUGUGAUACAUUUCAACUAUUCGGUUUAACAACUUGUUUGUCGUUUGUGUGGUACAUUUCAACUAUUCGGUUUAACAACUUGUUUGUCGUUUGUGUGGUACAUUUCAACUAUUCGGUUUAAUAACUUGUUUGUCGUUUGUGUGGUACAUUUCAACUAUUCGGUUUAAUAACUUGUUUGUCGUUUGUGUGAUACAUUUCAACUAUUCGGUUUAACAACUUGUUUGUCGUUUGUGUGAUACAUUUCAACUAUUCGGUUUAACAACUUGUUUGUGUGAUACAUUUCAACUAUUCGGUCUAACAACUUGUUUGUGUGAUACAUUUCAACUAUUCGGUCUAACAACUUGUUUGUGUGAUACAUUUCAACUAUUCGAUCUAACAACUUGUUUGUGUGAUAAAUUUCAACUAUUCGGUCUAACAACUUGUUUGUGUGAUACAUUUCAACUAUUCGGUCUAACAACUUGUUUGUGUGGUACAUUUCAACUAUUCGGUCUAACAACUUGUUUGUGUGGUACAUUUCAACUAUUCGGUUUAACAACUUGUUUGUGUGGUACAUUUCAACUAUUCGGUUUAACAACUUGUUUGUGUGAUACAUUUCAACUAUUCGGUCUAACAACUUGUUUGUGUGGUACAUUUCAACUAUUCGGUUUAACAACUUGUUUGUGUGGUACAUUUCAACUAUUCGGUUUAACAACUUGUUUGUGUGGUACAUUUCAACUAUUCGGUUUAACAACUUGUUUGUGUGGUACAUUUCAACUAUUCGGUUUAACAACUUGUUUGUGUGGUACAUUUCAACUAUUCGGUUUAACAACUUGUUUGUGUGGUACAUUUCAACUAUUCGGUUUAACAACUUGUUUGUGUGGUACAUUUCAACUAUUCGGUUUAACAACUUGUUUGUGUGGUACAUUUCAACUAUUCGGUUUAACAACUUGUUUGUGUGGUACAUUUCAACUAUUCGGUUUAACAACUUGUUUGUGUGGUACAUUUCAACUAUUCGGUUUAACAACUUGUUUGUGUGGUACAUUUCAACUAUUCGGUUUAACAACUUGUUUGUGUGGUACAUUUCAACUAUUCGGUUUAACAACUUGUUUGUGUGGUACAUUUCAACUAUUCGGUUUAACAACUUGUUUGUGUGAUGGGCUGUUCAACACAGCUAUUCUGUUAUAACUCAAUAACGCCCAGUUUAAGUGGUAUCUUUUUCCAAUAAUUAUUAUUGCAAGUUAUUAAUGUAUCAGAAUAUUAUUAAUGUAUCAGAAUUGUUCAGGCAAACAUGGUUGGUCGUAGAAAAUGUGUAUUUUUGUUACUUUGUACGUUACUUUAGAAGUAGCAGCAUCAAGACCAAACUUAGAAUAAUCGUAAUUAUUUUUUCUGCUUCAAGGAGAGAAAGUUUUUGAGUAGAGCCGCUCAGACAUGGACACUGUAUUGUGUAAAUUAUUUAGGUACAUUUUAUAAUCUAGAGUCCCAAACUUAUGGCCAGUUGUUUUGCACUUUGUCCACCUUUAGUAACUUUGUAAAAUGUGACCGUCUGAUACAAUAGCUAAUAAUACGAAGUUUCUCCAAAUAGCACAGUUAAAAGAGAGGGUACCCUGACCAGGAUAUCAGGAGUGUAGAAUGGGUGCAGGGAAUAAAUUGAUUGAAGGGAUAUCUAACGACUACUUGAGCUCUGUCUUCAGCUACAAACACUUUCUCCCAAAGUUGAUAUGGUCGAUAGUAGGCCUACUGAUGCUAGUGUUGGGGGUGUAUUGUGCUGUGGAACUGGUUAGAGACUACCUCUCCUACCCUUCCUACACGGAGAUAUCAUCACAGUUCUCAGAUGAGUAUUACCUUCCUGCCAUCUCAAUCUGUAACAUCAACCUCAUCAACCGUACUAAGAUGGAGAACACAAGUGCAGGAGUUAAGAAUUCCCCAGACAUGACUGUCUACUAUUUGUAUCAAGCUCUUAUGGAUCAAUAUGAGGUUCGUUCUGAUUCAGAUACGGAGGAGCGGAAAGAUAUUCCGUAUGAAAUGAUAAAUAAAAUGAACAUCAGGAGAAAUUACCGUUGGGACAUAUUAUCAACACUCGAUCGAGGAACAUUUACCUUUGCAAAAGAAAAGGUUCCAAAAACUUCCCAGGCAGAAUACGUCAAUGUGGAUUUCACAGAGAUGGGAAACUGCCUUGAGAUUAAUGAUAACCAGCUGUUUAUCCAGCGUGUUAACGGCCCUAUAGGGGGUCUGUCCAUGAUACUGGACGCUAGAACAGAAGAUUAUGUGGACAAAACCGAGGCUGAGGGGUUCUUUGUGGUCCUGAGAAUGCCAAAUGAAACAGUUAUCAGCAAGGAGUACGCCUUCGCGAUCAGCCCUGGCAAGGAAACGUUUGUCCAACUUGACACGACACAAGUGACUAGGUUGAAGGCUCCCUACGGAGAUUGUCAGGACACAGAAGACGUCUUCAAGAUCAGAGCAGAAGGGAAGGAGGAGAUAACAGAUUAUCUGACUACAAAAGAGUGUUUCACCAGCCAAGUGCUUUGGAAGUUUAUGAACGAGCCCAAAUGCAAAUGUUACCCCUGGUACGUUUACGCCAGACACUUUAAGAAAUCAGGAGAAGAGAGGGACACAGCACUUGAAUCCCAACUCUACACCUACUUCACAACGGAGAUACCGGAGGAGAAUAGGAUAAACUUUGACAACAGCACGUGCUACUACGAAGAUGAGUACUCGUACAGUGGCGGGGAGCUAGUAUCACUAGACUCCCUUCUCACUGCUGAACUGUGCGCUGUCCAGUGCAAGUUAAACGAGGACUGUGUGGUCUUCAUGUGGGUUAAGUCCUUUAUCGUGGAGAACAGGGGUGUGGCACAGUGUGUGAUGUUUGACAGUAGUGCUGUGUUAAGCGAGGAUUUAGAGUACAGGGUCACGAGGGGAGAAACAAACUGCACGCUGGAGUUGGGGGAGUGUGAUAUUACGACGGAGGCGUGGUGUGAGAACAUGGUUAUAGACACCAUGAUGUCCGAGGAAAACGCUCAGCAACCCAUGAAUUGUUACGAGCCGUGCUCUUAUAAUAAAACAACAUACACGUUAUCAUCCAGCAACUUUCCUAGUUUAAGACUCUGGAACAGCGAGCUGGCAGCGUCAUUUCCUCAUUAUACAACAUUCGCACAAGCUCAGAGAAACUUGGUGAAACUGAUAUUUUACAAGCAAGUGAUGAAGACGACCGAGGAGGUACAGACUGCAGCCUAUAACUGGAGGAGCUUUACUGGCGAGUUGGGUGGAACUCUAGAUCUGUUUGUGGGAAUUUCCAUGAUAACUAUUUAUAAGAUAGUUGAGUGGCUGUUAUAUUUGUGUUUAGCUAGGCGAGGUAAUGAACCUUCUGAACAGGAUAUUAGUAGUAUGAAGCGGAACUCUUUGCAAGUUGUGUCGGAAUGAUCAGUACUGCUAACUGCUGUACAGUAUUCUUUUUUGAGAACAUUUAAAUUUAUAGUUAAUGUGCUCAGGGAAGCAUAUUUUUAAUUUUGGUAGAAUAAUGGUCUCGAGCGCUGAAGUGAUAUGCUGUGAUUCACAUUUGAUUAUUUUAUUGGUUUUGACACGGAUGAUACCUAUUUUAAAGUGUAGAUGUUAUUACACAAUUUUUUACAGAACUUUUAUCAGACAAAAUUCUGAGCUUCUUUUAUAAUUAGCCGGUUAUCUUGCACAAUUCCAGAUAGCUCGACAACACUUUUUACCAUUUAGAUAAGUUCAAUUAUGCGCUGAAAGCUGUAUUUUUAUAAUUUAAUUACUCGCCAAAAAAUGUUGUUUUAUUGAACGCUUUUGUUUACUUAUUUGUCAUAAGCCGUGACGAAAUCAAAUCCGACCUAAAAUGCAAUCACAUACCAGCAAUUGAAAAGCCAGAAUGAGUAUUUAACUACAAAUAACUCAGGAUCACUAGCAAAAUGUUUACACAUUCCAUACUUAGACGGUAGUUUGUAUUUGCAUUUGUGUAGAUCCAUACAGUUUUCCAUAAUUUCAUUACACUCAAAAUGAAAUCUCUAAAGAACCUCCAGCCUCCCAAAAUAAAACUGCCCACCAAAGAAUCUGAGACGGGCUCCAGAAUUACAAAUGGUGAUGACACUAACUCUGUAUCAACCGAGGGCCUGAUCGCAGCUAGACCCCAGCUGGUUAACCAGCUGCUCCUGCAACUAGUAGCUGUUAAUACAG